CUUAAAUUCAAAAAAAAAAACAGCUUAUAAAAACAUGUUAUCAAUUUGUCAGCCUAUCACACUGUUUAUAUGCUUCUCCUCGUUUAUUCAUGGCUUUAGACCAAAUCUCUAUAAAUUAUCAUCUAAUUCACAGCAUGAAUGGAAUCCUUCCAAUCAAAUGUCUCCCUCAUCAUCAUCGUCAUCAUCAUCAUCAUCAUCAUCAUCAUCAUCAGCAUUGAUAAAACCAUCAAGUUUAACAGCAUUCUCAUCGUUGCCUUAUUCUAGUGAUACAAAUUCUUAUGCCUACUGGAAUUGUCAUACCAUACCACCAAAUAUGACAUUAUGCAAAAGUGUCGGUUAUUCACGUAUGGUUCUACCAAAUUUUCUCCAACAUGAAUCAUUACGUGAAGCAAUACAACAAGCGAAUGUAUGGAUUACUUUGGUGAAUACUGAUUGUCAUCCAGAUAUACAACGUUUCUUAUGUUCAUUAUAUGCGCCGGUCUGCUUGAAAAGUCAUCAAGAAGCUAAAAUACCACCAUGUUGGGAAUUAUGUAAUCAAGUACGUGAUUCUUGCUUGCCACGUAUGCGUUUAUUCGGAUUUGAUUGGCCAGAUAUAGUACGUUGUCAACAAUUUCCUCGAUUAACUGAAAGUAUGUGUAUACCACCACAGGAGAAAAGUACAAGUAAGUGA
Molecule: messenger RNA, 670 nt
Organism: Schistosoma turkestanicum
Lineage: Eukaryota; Metazoa; Platyhelminthes; Trematoda; Strigeidida; Schistosomatidae
Source: the annotation of a GenBank genome assembly